Messenger RNA from Paramuricea clavata, 7791 nucleotides. The record is from the annotation of a GenBank genome assembly. Lineage: Eukaryota; Metazoa; Cnidaria; Anthozoa; Malacalcyonacea; Plexauridae.
AUGAUGAAAGAGGAAGUAUUUGCUAAUUAUGUCAUACGUACAUUGUCAGUUGAACCUGCUCCUGACCAGCUUCAUUAUAUUAAGGUGUGUAUAUUGUAGGUAUAUACUGAAGAUACUGGCUUUAAAUCUAACAUGGGUCAAGUGUUUCCAGAUAUUGUACAUGUCAAUACAGUAAAACCCCGCAUAUAUAAGAACCUAGAAUUUAAGAUUAAGAGGAGAUUUUUUUGUAUGUUACGUAACACGCGCUCAAAACUAAUGCGUAUAAUAUAUCACUUGAGGUUAUGACUAAAUUCAAAAUUUUUAUUUUUCGAUACGUUUCUCAAUCGGCAAACAAACUUAAAAAGUAUGUUUAGUGCUUUAUCUGUAAAAUAAGGCUAAAACGAAGAGAUUUUAGAUGGUACGCCAAAGAGAAAAUGAUGUCUGAACUUCAGUAAGUUUUGCUUAUAUGACUGUAAAUAUGGCGUCAAUUUUAAAACAUCAUUGAUAAUUGUUUUUUAAUUGACCAUUUUUGAACUAUUAUUUUAUGUUUCUCAACCAGCAGACGCAUUUAAAAAUGUAGCUAACUGUAUAGACUAGAGAAUAAAGCUAAAACAAAGUAAUUUUGAGAGGAACGCCAAGAAGAUUUUAGGUUUUGAACACUUUUCAUUGCAAAUACGUGACAUUGAAAAAAAUUGCCUGUUAACCUGUUAACCAAACAUUUUUAUUUAGACCCCUUGAAAUAAGAACCUGUUUAGGUUAGAAUUUCAAAGCAGGUUCUUAUUUUAUCAAAUAGAGUCAAAACUAAAAAUUGUAAAUCAAAGAAAAUACGCUUUUCACAAAGUACCUGGAAACGUCAUUCAGAUAAAUAACAUGUGUAUAUGAACACGACAACAAAUAAUUGUAUUUCGAUCUUCAGUGAAAAUACUACAUGACAAUCUCAACUUCUCAACUUGAAAAUACUACAUGACAAUCUCAACUUCUCAACUUGAAAAUACUACAUGACAAUCUCAACUUGAAAAUACUACAUGACAAUCUCAACUUCUAGUGAGAUUGUGAUACCAGUAAAAUUUUAAAUUAAUAUUUCAACUCCGAUUCUGCCACUCCACAUUCUGAUUAGAAACCACUUCUAAUAUUCUUAAGAGGUAAUUAAAAUACUUAGAAGUUAAUUAGAUUACUUCCUUAUUCCAGAUCAAAAGUGAAAGUGAGCCUCGUGUUAUUCAACAGUUUCAGUUUACAGAAUGGCCAGAUCAUGACGUCCCUGUCCACCAGAUUGCGCUCUUGCGGUUUAUACGUCAUUCAAAAUCUGCCAAUCCCCCUGAUGCUGGACCUCCCGUCGUUCAUUGCAGGUUUGUGAGUUUGUCUUUUGCUCAAAGGCCACUUUUCAAUACUGGAAUUAUACUAAUAUUGGAUAGUGCUUUUCACGCAAUUUGAUUGGUUGCUCAGAUCCGGAUAUCUUUCUACUAUUCACUUCCGGACAAAAACAAAAUGUCCUCUUUUACUAAACGAAACUGCGGUUACGCCAACAAUUUUUCCAAGAUGACCACAUGAAUAUAUUUUGGUUGCAGUGCUGGUGUGGGUCGUUCUGGUGUGUACAUGGUCAUAGAUAGCAUGAUGGACAGGAUUGAAGAUGACAAUUCUGUGGAUGUCUUCAACUUUCUAAAUCACAUUCGCACACAGAGAAUUGCACUUGUUCAAGAAGAAGUAAGUAAGAAACAAGUGACUCGGUUGUUUAUUCUUGUGGGAAGUUUUUUGUCGAUCGACAUUUCCAGGGAUGGAUCCAGCAUGAUCUGGUAGAGGGAGGGAGGGGUACUCUGCCAGCUCGGUCAUGUGCGCCGCCCGCCCAUCAACUUGCUUGACUACUGUAAAGUCUUGCUUGACUACUGUAAAGUCUUGCUUGACCACUGUAAAGUGUUGCUUGACUACUGUAAAGUCUUGCUUGACUACUGUAAAGUCUUGCUUGACUACUGUAAAGUCUUGCUUGACUACUGUAAAGUCUUGCUUGACUACUGUAAAGUCUUGCUUGACUACUGUAAAGUCUUGCUUGACUACUGUAAAGUCUUGCUUGACUACUGUAAAGUCUUGCUUGACUACUGUAUAUAAAGUCUUGCUUGACUACUGUAAAGUCUUGCUUGACUACUGUAAAGUCUUGCUUGACUACUGUAAAGUCUUGCUUGACUACUGUAAAGUCUUGCUUGACUACUGUAAAGUCUUGCUUGACUACUUUUUACUACUAAUUUUUGCUCACAGUUCGAUUAUCAUCAUGUUAUUACUCAGUUUCACGUAAGCAUACCAGUGAUGAUCGAACUAAAAAUUUUUCGCAACUGUUCCUGGCCAAUUAGGUGUAACAAAUUGCGAGUUUUAAGAUUACCUCACUUAGGUCUAAAUGCAUUCAUUUCCUUUCAUUUCAGAGUCAGUAUAUAUUCGUUCAUGACUGCAUAUUGGAACACAUAAACUUCGGAGAUACAAACAUACCAAUCAGAGAAUUUCAUAAACGUCUCCAGUCAUUGCGCGCGGUCAGGUCUGAUGCUAAAAAAAGUCGAUUAAAAGAAGAAUUUGAGGUAGGCAUGAAACAACUUAAUUUAUUCAGGUCUUGCAGUCACGCGAGAAUAUUGCGUCAUGCUAAGAAGUCACGUAAUUUUGACAUAAUCAGUCAGCUCUAUAUAUGUGGAAAUCAUUCGACCGAUGGCUGAAAUGACAUCCAAUAAGAGUGUUUGCACUCAUUCCCCAGGGACUAACUCAACAAAAGCCGUGGCGGCCAUGUUGGUGUUCCAGACAAAAAGAGUCUAAUUAAAAUUCUUUUGAAUUGGAACACCAACAUGGCGGCUGUGACGUGUCGCAAACAGUUUUAAUACCACCCCAGCUAAUUCUAUUUUUUUCUAACGGACCGUAUUGCUAAACAAGUUUUCAGUUCAUAAAACCAUAGUGAUAUUUCUUUAAAUCGAUGUCAAAAUACGAAAUUUCGGCUCCUUCCAGUGUUAACCGCGCACACAAAAACAAUAGAAAGGGACUGGAACUGACUUCAAUAACUUCCGGUAGUUGUAUCCCUCUUUAUCCACAGCUGUCCUGUUAUGUACCCUUUCAGGAUAUAAACCGCACUAAACAUCCUGAAAAACACAAAUGGGCUGGAAAGAAAACUUGCAAUGUUGGUAAAAACAGACGAAAAGACAUUUUGCCUGGUAAGUGGGCGUUUUUUAAUUAAGUUAAAAAUUCUUUUCAUCCAGUGAUUUGAAAAAUUGUUGCAUUGUUGUUUUUUCCAGUUGAAAGAACGAGAGUGAAGUUGCCACUCGUUCUUGGAAUUGACGGAGCGGAUUACAUCAACGCUAGUUUCAUUGAUGUAAGUAAUUAUCUUUUUACUUGAUUGGCAUUUUAUUUAAUAUACUGCAUGCAUAGCUUUGUUAGUUUUAUUUUAUUUAAAACGUUCUGGGUGUUCUCCCGUGUGGUCUAGUGGACUAGCGUAAUACGUCAGGAAGAAACGUGAACUGAACCAAUUUUAUUUAUACUGGAUAGCUCUACCAGCUCUAAACUGUUCUGAAUACUCUCCCUUCUCACCCUCGAUGUUCAGUAUGGGAAGUCUCUUAUUAAUCCUUGUGUUGUUUCAGUAGGAAUCCUAAACUGAAAACAAUUUUAUUGAUACUGGAUAGCUCUAUCAGCUCUAAACUGUUCUGAAUGCUCUCCCUUCUACAGUAACCUUUGAUGUUCAGUAUGGGAAGUCUCUUAUUAAUCCUUGUGUUGUUUCAGUAGGAAUCCUAAACUGAAAACAAUUUUAUUGAUACUGGAUAGCUGUAUCAGCUCUAAACUGUUCUGAGUAUUCUCCCUUGAUGUCCAGUAUGGGGAGUCUUUUAUCAAUGCCAGUAUUACUUCUGGAGGAAACCUAAACUAAAACCAAUUUUAUUGAUACUGGAUAGCUUUAAACUUCAAGACGUCCAGUAAAGAUAAUCCCCCUAGCCCCAGUACCUGGGGAAACCUACCAUACAAGCCAUAUUUAGAAUGAGGCUCCUUCCCUUGCAGGGUUUUAGCAAGAAACGAGAGUACAUUGCAACACAGGCUCCCAUGGUAAAAACCGCGGAAUGUUUCUAUCGGAUGAUUUUUAGUACGAAUUGUAACAUCAUUGUCAUGUUACUGGACGAUGAACAAUGGGAGAAGGUAUACUUCUUAUGUUAUCUUUAAACUAAAUUAACUUUAUUGUACCGAAUAGCUCUAUCAGUUCUAAGGGGCGGACCAUUAGAAAAGCAAUAAAAUUCGAGCAGGGAAAAUAGAAAGAAAAAAAUUCGUGCACCAGAAAUGUUUGAAAAAAAAAUUCGUGCAGAGACUUUUCAAUAGGGAAAAUUACCGGACCUAUCGGAGGUACAGUGUAAGGGUGUCCCCCAAAUUUGGAAAAUAAGCGUUUUAAUCUUGUUUUAAGAAGUUUUUUGGGGGGAAAUGUGUUUUAAACCUUAAUUAAACCGAUGUUAGUCCGAAAAAAUUUUUUUUGCCCCUUUUGUUUGUAAAAAAUUUUUUGAGUCCGGAAGAAAUUUUUCACUCCCCUCCCCUUUACAGGUCUGUUAAGGUCAUUCUUUGCAAGUCCAUGAUGUUACUGCAUGGGAAAACCUAAACUAAACUAACUUUAUUUGUACUGAAAAGCUCUGUCAGUUUUAAACUGUUCUCUUUAGAGGUCAAGUAAGGUCAUCCCUUGCAAGUCAGGUCUAAUGUUACUCAUGGGAAAAUCUAAACUAAAUUAACUUUAUUUGUACUGAAAAGCUCUGUCAGUUUUAAACUGUUCUCUUUAGAGGUCAAGUAAGGUCAUCCCUUGCAAGUCAGGUCUAGUGUUACUCAUGGGAAACCUAAACUAAAUUAACUUUAUUUGUACUGGAUAGCUCCAUCAGUUCUAAACUGUUCUCUUUACAGGUCUAUUAAGGUCAUUCUUUGCAAUUCCAUGAUGUUACUACAUGAGAAAACCUAAACUAAAUUAACUUUAUUUGUACUGGAUAGCUCCAUCAGUUCUAAACUGUUCUCCCUAGAGGUCCAGUAAGUCCUCUUAUUGAUCCAGAUGUUACUACAUGAGAAAACCUAAACUAAAUUAACUUUAUUUAUACUGGAUAGCUCCAUCAGUUCUAAACUGUUCUCUUUACAGGUCUAUUAAGGUCAUUCUUUGCAAUUCCAUGAUGUUACUACAUGAGAAAACCUAAACUAAAUUAACUUUAUUUAUACUGGAUAGCUCCAUCAGUUCUAAACUGUUCUCUUUACAGGUCUAUUAAGGUCAUUCUUUGCAAUUCCAUGAUGUUACUACAUGAGAAAACCUAAACUAAAUUAACUUUAUUUAUACUGGAUAGCUCUAUCAGUUCUAAACUCCCAUGCAAGAGGUGUCACAGUAAGGGCCACCCCGUGGAUAUUUUUAUCAGUUCUUAACUGUUCUUCGUAGAAGUCCAGUAAGAGCCAUCAUUUGUUGAUCCAGUGUUAUAUACAGGAGGAAAGUGGAGUUCCUGGAGAAAAUCUGCCGUGUUUGGUAGAGUCAAACUGGAAGCAUUAUUCUCACUUGUAACUGAGGUGAAAUUAUAAUCAGACAAUGGCAUAUUGUGGGAAUGAAACCCUGAUUAAAGACAUGAGAAGGACAUGCACUAACCUGUUUACUUAAAGGCACAGUUCAGCCUGUUGAACGAUGGUUUUUAAGGCGCAUUUCAGCCCUUAUAAUUGAAAAAACUAACUAGGAAAAUCAAUUAAGCAUAAUUCAAGAUCACCAAACUUAAUGUUUUUAACAUUUGAAAACAUUUAUAUUGUUAAAAACAUCGAGUUUACUGAUUUUGAAUUAUGCUUAAUUGAUUUUCCUAGUUAGUUUUUUCAAUGAAAAGGGCUACCAUCGUUCAAAAGGCUGAACUGUGCCUUUAACACUAAGUAAAUGUCUAACAUGUAAUGGUAAUAUUUUCUUCCCAGGACGAUUAUGCUGACCUCCCCACAGAAGAUGAAGCUGUGACAUGUGGAAGAUUUGAAAUACAUUUGGAAUCACAGGAUGUUUCGGACAAAGUCACCGUUCGUAAAUUGAGGCUAUUUUCGUCCGUGAGUAUGGCUCGCUUCAAAUUUUUUUUAGCCCUUGGAAGACAUUUCCUUAAGAUAAUUAGUUCGACAUUAUUGUUGUGAAUUGGUAAUAAAUGUGAGAAAGUUUCUUGAAAAAAUUGUAGGAAACAAGUGAUGGUCACACUGUAACACACUACCAUUACCGUGACUGGCCACCAGAUGGCUUUCCCAAAGAUAAAACUUCACUGGUUAAUUUCAUUGAGCAAGUGAGGGAACACAAAAUGGCAGAAAGUUCUGAUCAUCCUAUAACAGUUCAUUGCGAGUAAGUGAAUUUGUUAGCAUUUAUAUUGGGCGGUUUCCUUUCCUUAUUCAAUUGAUCCUAUACGAUCAAGUCUCAAACAUGGGGUCCAAUGUCAACCUCGUAGCCAGGGCUAUAUUUCACUUGGGGUCCAGUGUAGAUAGUGUUGUAUAAACGUAUAAACAGGCGUCUUGGAGAGGUCAUCAUCUACCUAUACUGUCCAGCCUCGUGGUUGGUUGAUUAUAACAAUGAAAGACAAUAAAACUAUAGAAAUCGUCUUUCUAAAGAAUGAGUCACGAACAAUGAUCACUUUGGUUCUGAAAGCCAGUCACAAAACAUGAGCAUUUUAGGUAGGUCUUUACCCGUCUUGGAAGAAACCGUUCUGAAUUGAUAAUAUAAAGUUAGUAAUUUGGUUCUGGUUUUCUCCUGUAAUAAAACAGGGGAAAUUAGGGAUAGUCCGUCCUUGACCUCUACAGAGAACAGUUUAGAAUUGAUAAAGCUAUCCGCUAUAUGAAUAAAGUUAGUAAAUAUUUUCUAAAAAUAUGAACAAAAUUUUUAUCAUUCCGACCUAGUCACGGUGUUGGUCCGACAGGAGUGUUUUGUUUAGUCAGUUCCUUGUACGAUCAAGUUGAGCGAGAGAAAUACGCAGAUGUUUUCCAGGCAGCCAAGUUAAUCCGUGGUCAACGACCUAAACUCAUUGAAACUGAGGUAAGAAUCCUUUUAAACACCUUGUUUGUGAGUCUGAUUGCUUAUAGUGAUCUUUGUAUGUCGAGAUUUUGGGGCAUCUCUUGCUCGAUAGAAUAAACUUGUAGAAGAUUAUAUACAAUCUGCGGCCCUGCGAUUCCGGUGCAGUGCUUUAACCAACUGAGCUACAGAGAAGAACCUCAGUCAUUCGGCCUAAUGUUUUGAUUUAUUUGUGACGUUAUUGCAAAUGACAUAUUGGAUGGAAAUUGGUAUUUUUCUUUUCAUAGGAGCAGUAUUCAUUUUGCUACGAUGUUGUGGAUCAGGUCGUCGCCAGAAAACUUAUCUCCAUGACAACCGAUUCAGACAGUGAUGAAUCUAAUUCGCCUGGAACUAUGGGUAGCAAGAACUCUGACAGUGAGCCCGAUAUUACAAGGAAUCAUACACCAGGAAUGAAUGGUUCUGUUGUUGUGGACACGAGUACCUUAAAUGCGGGCAGACACAGUCCGAAUGUAAGUAGCCUGAGUGCAGGCAAUGCAAGCCCGAAAUUAGGGAAUGGCAGCCCGAUUGCAGGCAAGGCGAGGCCAAGUGCAGACAGUAGUCCUGUACAAAUAAGAAAGAAUAGCAGUGCAGGCAACGAGAGCCCGAUUGCAGGCCAGGACAACCCGAUGGCAGACAGAGACAGCCCGAUUACGGAGAACCCGAUCCCCAACAGGGACAGUGAAAGUGCUAUUUCAGCCACAGGGGACCCAGACGCUAACAGUCCAGACGUGUCAGACUGUGAACAGCCAAAUACAACAAGUAGUCGGCAAGCAUUGCUUGCAUCCUCCGAAUCCUCUGGCUAG